UCCAGCAGUUUAGACAGGGGAAGGGGCAAUGUUAGCGAGCGUAUGAGUCUACCCUUUCCCAAGAUUUUAGACAUUCAAAGUUAGCCAACUUUGCCCGGCAAGUUUGUGAAUGUGAACGGCUCUGCGACUAGCCUGAUUCACAUGCAACAUGUGUAACAACUUUUUGGGGACUUACCUAAAAUGAAUGGCACAAAACUUUAAAGAGAGAGAGCAGCCACCGCGCACAUGCAGCGCAGUUCCCGCUGUGAACGCGUAGCCUACAUUAAGGAAACCGCUUCUGCAACCGCGGGAGUCCGCGCUUCAUUCGGGAAAGGGAAUGAAUCUGGCUUUUAUUUUUCGACACUGGACCCGGGGAUGUGUGUGCUGAAGGAUGCAACAACGUUUCCUCGAAAUGCAGACAGACUGAAUAUUGCCGGGAACAAUAGCAACCCAGAUCUGCGAUUCGCCACAAUUUAGGCUAUAUCUGGAUCUUCUUCGGUCGGAUUUGUUGCCAUUGCAGUUUUCACUCCAUUAGCUAUUCGCUAAUUGCCACCAACAACAUUGUUAUUAUCUGGCCUCUGAUCCACUGUACAAAUAAAGAUGACUUCACCUGCGAGGCUGCGAAAAGACAAGGAGAUUAUCGCCGAAUAUGAAACUCAAGUCAAAGAGAUCCGUGCGCAGUUGGCUGAGCAGCUGAAGUGCUUGGAUCAGCAGUGCGAGCUGCGAGCUCAGCUUCUCCAGGACCUGCAGGACUUCUUCCGAAAGAAGGCUGAGAUCGAGACUGAGUACUCCCGCAACCUGGAGAAACUCGCCGAGAGGUUCCUCUCCAAGAUGCGCAGCACCAAGGACCACCAGUACAGGAAGGAGCAGGGGGUUCUCUCCCCAGUGAACUGCUGGAACCUUCUGCUGAGCCAGGUUAAGAGGGAGGGGCGAGACCACGCUACCCUCAGCGACCUCUACCUCAACAACAUCAUCCCCCGCUUCACGCAGGUCAGCGACGACUCAGGACGCCUCUUUAAGAAGAGUAAAGAGAUGGGCCUGCAGCUUCAGGAGGAUCUGCUGAAAGUUCUGAACGAGCUGUACACGGUGAUGAAGGCCUACCACAUGUACAACACGGACAGCAUCAGCGCGGAGAGCAAGCUGAAGGAGGCGGAGAAGCAGGGCGAGAAGAUGAGCCGCUCCCCGGACUCCCUGGCCGGCGUGCGGGUGGAGGAGAGGCACGUCCGCCGCAGCUCCGUCAAGAAGAUGGAGAAGAUGAAAGAGAAGCGGCAGGCCAAGUACACAGAGAACAGGUUGAAAGCCAUCAAGGCCAGGAACGAAUACCUUCUGGCUCUGGAGGCAACCAACUGCUGCGUGUUCAAGUACUACAUCCACGACCUGUCCGACCUCAUCGAUUGCUGUGACCUGGGUUACCACGCCAGCCUGAACAGGGCCGUCCGUACCUACCUGUCGGCGGAGUACAACGUGGAGACGUCCAAGCACAGCGGCCUGGAGACCAUCGAGAACGCCGCGGACAACCUGGAGGCCACCGGCGACAAGCAGCGACUGAUGGAGUCCUACAACAACGUCUUCUGCCCCCCCAUGCGCUUCGAGUUCCAGCCCCACAUGGGCGACACGGUGUCACAGAUAUAUUCUCAGCCUCCCUUGCAGGCAGACCUGAUCCAGAGGAGCCAGCAGCUACAAACUCGCCUUUCCACCCUGAACAUCGAGAACGAGGAGGUGAAGAAGACGAUGGAGGCCACGCUGCUGACCAUCCAGGACAUGGUGAGCGUGGAGGACUACGACGUGACAGAGUGCUUCCACCACGGGGGCUCCAUGGACUCCGUCAAGUCCAUCGCCUCCGAGUCCUUCAUGAGCAAGCCCAGCCUGGCCAAGAGGAGGGCCAACCAGCAGGAGACCGAGCAGUUCUACUUCACGAAAAUGAAAGAGUUUCUGGAGGGGAGGAACCUGAUCACCAAGCUGCAGGCCAAACACGAGCUCAUCCACAAAUCCCUGGGAGAGGGUCAGAAGACAGAGUGUUGCAUUGCCAGCGCCAGGAGGAACUCUGCUGCCCGGAAGCAGGAUCGUGGCCGGGCCAUCCCUCUGGUGGUGGAGAGCUGCAUCCGCUUCAUCAAUCGCCAUGGUCUACGGCACGAGGGGAUCUUCAGAGUGUCCGGCUCGCAGGUGGAAGUCAACGACAUCAAAAAUGCCUUCGAAAGGGGUGAAGACCCCCUGUCCGUGGACCCAAAUGACCACGAGAUGGACUCCAUUGCAGGCGUCCUGAAACUUUACUUCCGGGGUCUGGACCAUGCCCUCUUCCCGAAGGAAGUCUUCCAUGAUCUCAUUUCCUGUGUCUCUAUGGACAGCCUUCAAGAGCGAGCGGCCCACAUCCGCAAAGUUCUGCUACCACUGCCCAGCAACACCCUGGUCGUCAUGAGAUACCUGUUCGCUUUCCUCAACCACCUGUCCCAGUACAGUGAGGAGAACAUGAUGGACCCCUAUAACCUGGCCAUCUGUUUCGGCCCCACCCUCAUGUCGGUCCCCGAGGGCCAGGACCAGGUCUCCUGCCAGGCCCACGUCAACGAGCUCAUCAAGACCAUCAUCAUCCACCACCACCACAUCUUCCCCGGGCCCCGCGACCUGCAGGGGCCCCUGUACGACCCCGAGGACUACGGUGAGCUCCCCCUUGUGGACGAACCGACUCCUGAAACUGUCAGAGAGCUUCACACCAGCAGUGAAGCCCUGACGCCCGCCCCCGUGUCCCCGGCUGAUCCAGGUCGCCUGCUGCUCUCGGACUCGGACCCCGUCGAGGCGGUGGCCCGCUUUGACUACUCGGGGCGCAGCAACCGGGAGCUGUCCUUCCAGAAGGGGGCGCCGCUGCUCCUCUUCCACCGGGCCUCGGACGACUGGUGGGAGGGGCGUCACAACGGUGUGGACGGUCUGGUCCCGCACCAGUACGUCAAGGUCCAGGACACAGAAGAGGGUAUGGCUGGGAGGCGGAGCCCCAGGACUGAUGUCGAUGGAGCGUGUGACUCCUCACACCUUGAGGAGAAAGUGUCCACUAGGGGGAGCGUGAGCUCCCCUACUGGUGGUCAUGUAGCCGAUAUCUACUUGGCCAACCUUAACAAAAUGAGGAAGUGGCCGGAGUGCGGGAGCAUUCGCCGGGCGUACCGCCAGAGCGAGGGCUCGUCCGAAGUGUCCCCGGGGGCCAGCACGGGCCUGAGGACCACCUCAAUGCCGGUGGGCGGGGUCCCCAAAGAGGUGACCGACAAGAGGCCCGUCAGCGCCCACAGCGUCUUCACCUCUCUCACCCGCCACACGUCCGUCAAGACCAAAGUGGAGAGCCCGCAGUUCCGCAAGGCGGCCCCCGCCGCGCGCUCCAAGAGCUUCAGCAACCACCGGCCGCAGGAGCCCGAAGUCGCCACGGAGACGGAGCCCAGCUCCCAGGACAUCGAGGCAGCGAUGACCUCCGCUCUGAACGAACUUCGCGAGCUGGAGAGGCAGAGCAGUGCCAAGCACGCCCCGGACGUGGUGCUGGACACCCUGGAGCAGCUGAAGGGGGGUCCGGGCCCCCGGGGGCCCACGUCCGAGCCCGCCAGCCCCCUGCACUCCCGCCUGCUGAAGGAGGGCGGCCCCUCCCAGCAUGCCCUUCAGCGGAGCUCCAGCUCCGUCAGCGACGUGACCAGCACCUUCCGCCCCGGGAAGAGCUCCACCCACGGCCCCGCCCCCUGCCCCUCCCCCACCUCCUCACAUCGGGAGCCCCGCCCCCCUGCCACCCGCCCCAAACCCGUGCUCUUUCCCAAGGCUCAUUCAGCCGGCAGCCCCAGUAUGGGGUCCCCCACCACCCCCACCCCGCCUACACCUCCGCCUCCUCCACCUCCCCCACCCCCAACCCCUCCCACGGACAAGUCCUGUCCGUCCCCUCUCCUUCAGUGACCAUCCACAACUCCUCCACUUAUUUUUUGGUUUUCCUCUUUAUUUUGAAAGUGAUCUGAAAGCAGACUGCAGACUGUGCAGAAACGCAGUCGGGCAGAUACACAAGUCCUUGAUCUCUUACUCCCAUCGAUGUGAAGAGCUUGUGAGUGUGUUCGUGAUUAAACACACGCACACACACAGUCUCAGCCUUGUCAAGAUGUCACUGAGACGAGACCAGGCCAUACUUCCUGGAAUGGCGCUUCCUCGGAACACUGGGAAAUGAACGCUUGCGACUCCAGUCUCCGGGGCAACGCUGUAAGGAUCCUGUGAAUGUCGCCGUGGAAACGGCUGGGGCUUGUGAGGGGGAGACAGAAUGGACCUGCUUCUAAAGAGGCUGGGCGUGUGUGAAUAGACCUGAAACCAGACAUCAGGGACAGGGAGGACUUAGGGAGAGAAAGGGUGCGGGGGAGGGGGGGGGGGAGAGGGGAGGAGGGGGGGGAUGUCACUCAAAAGGGAAUUUAUGCUCUUAUCUGUGGACUCAUGUUUCAGAAGUGCCAAAUUUGAAGCCUCAAUGACUAAAUCAUACAGUCCCCCCAUGUCUACAGCUACAGAAGCAAGGCGGUGACAGGAGUACACAUGUAGCUUCUCUGCCCCCCCCCCCAUCGAACAGGGGGCGGAUCACGCCGAGCUGGGCUCAGGUGCACGCAGCGCUGUGGUCAGUCUGGCUUCGGCGCAGGUGUGAUGCGUGCAGUCCGCCCCUCCCACAGGAAGGGGAAGUGAAACGGGCCGUUUCCUCUGCGCUGUUCGGGGGGGAUGAAAGCCAGCCGGCGCCACGGCCGCGGGGAGCGCUGGCUUCUGUUCAGCAGGCCUCUCUCUCUCAGAUCAACCGCGUGGUGGAAUCAUAAGCCCUGUACGAGCAAGACAUCGGGAGCAUGCCUCAAGUACUGUUUCUGUCAGAGUCCUCCUGUGUUUGUCUCUGUCAGAUACGCCAUCAACAGCCAAUAUGUUUAUGUAUUCAGGUAAAAAAAAAAAUAAUAAUGUGAACUGGAAAACCUGCUGAGAAAUUAAGUCUUAAGGCUACAUUAUAGAUAUAAAGAUAGAAGCACAAUAGCAGUUACUUCUUUAUGCCUUCCUUCUUGAAUUAAGUUUUUUUUUUUUGACUUCAGGUUCUCAAAAAUAGUGAUAGUCUUACCUUAUUUGAUCCAGAAAACGACAAAAACACAGUCUCAGUGUGUCUACGUGUGUGCUUUUGUCUAUACUACUGCAUGUUAUGAUAGAAGUUGAAAAGCACUAAUUCUCAUAAGUGCAUGUUUAAUCUGGAGAAACCUCAAACCUUAGGUCUGACCUGCUUUUAAUGCUUAUUCUUUGCUCCUGGGUUUAAUCAAAACCAGUCUGACUCCAGAAGAACAAAAGAGAAAUUUGCAUUUUAGGAUUGUAUCUUGAUCCUUGAACUUCAGAUCCACAUGGAACAUAUGAAUUGGGACAUUACCCAUGUAGACCAAGGCAGACAUACAGUUUAUGUGGUUUUAUUUACUGUUGAAAGAAAUGUGCAAGUACACCCAUUUCUGCCUGUUCAUUUUUCAUCCAUUACCUAUAACUGUUAAAUAUAGCCUACUAUUAAUACUAGUUCAUCAUUGCUACAAACAAUAAUACAAGCAUUAUGUUCUUCAAAGUAAUUAUGGGUUUUUUAAGGUGGUUAGCAAACGGCAAUUUCUACUUUGAAAUGGUGGUUUUGAAAAUGAAUUUCCUGUAUGCUCAGGUCUGUAAUUUUGAGUUGAUUUGGAGCUUUGGCAUUUUUCUGAUCACUUCCUGACAAAAGUGAUAUGCCAAACACCAAAUGAAAAUCUUACCUGUUCAUCUUCUGGUUAUAGUCUGUUUAUGUUGAAGUCAUAAUUAAGUAGUCACGUGUUUUAAAUGUUUUCUAACAAUGUUAACCGGCACUUAAAAAUGAACUGGAGCCCCAUACUUGAUGAGAGCGGUUUUACCGUUAUAUGACCAGUCCUUGGUGCUCUGUGUUAAACGUUAAAGAAGAAUGGUGCUGGCCUGAGGGAGGUGUGUGAAGUCUGAGACCACAGCGACUCGCCCCUCCCUGACUUGAAGCCCACCCUGUCUGUGAAUCUACAAGCAAAACGCCUCCUUUUAUCACAUUUUACUGCUUUCCCUUUCUUUGGUGUGGAAAAGCAGAAAUGUGUGAUUUAUGGCGGGAACGUUGGCCGGCCGUUGCUAUAGUGACCGUCACCACCCCCCCCCCCCCCCCCAUGGCAGCAUAUUCUCAUCGGUACCCCUCACAGAGAGAUAAGGUUAUCUGCCGGGAUUGUGUGCUGCCCUUUGUUGAUCCUAAGGCAGCAGUGCGGCAUAAUGGUCAGCAGUUUCCCUUGUAACCAGGGAGCUGCACGCUUGAAUCCCGAGUGAGGCACAGCCGCUGAGGGACAUAAUCGCUACAUUGGGUAUCCAGCUGAGCGCUUGGAUAAUAAUUAACCCGCAGGUCUGCCUGCAUAAGCAGCAGAGCAGAGCACAGUUAAGCAAUAAACAGACGAUAACGAUUCAUACACCUGUCUUAAGGGCUAGCGAAUUCCCGAGUGUGCAUUGGAGAGUCCAUCCGCAUACUUUUCCUUGGGGUUCAUUUUCAGAUCCUUACAGCUUUUUUCUACAGGUAAAUUUUAAAGAAUUUCAGUUUCCAUUAAGAGACUGUAUGCAAUCACAGAGAAACUGUAAGGUCAGCCACUGACAGUUGUUCAGGGAAUAGUCCUACGUGCUCUUUAAGGGAAAGAUCUUUAUUCACUCUAAUUCAGGUCUGAGGUAUUGAGCUGCUGUAAAGGAAACUGUGGACCUGUUCACCCACAGUGGCUCGUAGCUCAGACCCGUCUCUGGGACCUGUAUAAUAAUAUAAUAGUGAAAUUAAAUGGUCAUGUUCAUUAAUCACAUACAGUGGCCAAAGUGCAUGGUCAGGAAUGUCCGGUUGAACUGAAGCUACUCUGCAGACAUGAUCGUGAUCGGAGUCCACGUUAUCCACGCUUUGGGAGAAUUUACUCUCAUUAAGGCGUUGGUAUUGUGUAAAUAUCGGUAUUACUCAGAUUGUUAAUGUACUGUAUUUAUGUUUUGGAUGUGGUCCACCGCUGCAUCGAUUGCUCGAGGGCAAAGAAAACGAAACGGAACCUUGUUAUCCAGGUUUUUAAAUGUUGCCUGUCAGUCAUCCAUAUUCAGUCAGUGAAAGCUUUUCUCGAGGUGAAAAAAACCAAAUGGUUUGGUUAGUCAUGCUGAAUGUUGUCACUGCUUUGAUGCACAUCAAACGGUCAUCCCUGAAACAUUAUCUGGUCCUUAGCUGACCCCUGCUGGUGGGGAUUUAUAUUGCAUCUUCUGGUGAUGGGGUUGCGAGUGUGAGUGAAUCUGGGUGGAAGGUGUUUUCUACCUCUGUAUAACUGGAAAUCGCAGCGUAGCAUUGAGGGGAAAUGUGAACGUGCGGUAAGCGGCAGGUAUUCCUGGGUGAUGCUCACUGGUUUUUGCUCGGUGUUUCUCGUGCAGUCAGAUGUCAGGAGUGGCGCGGACACCGCGUGCUGUCAGCAGGAUCAGCUUCGUUCGUUAACAGACGGUGGCUGCAGGUGGAAUUUAAGAAGGGAAAUGCACAAAGUCAAGACAGCCCAAACAGUUUGGAUAUUUAAAGUAGUGAAUUAACAUUUUUAUUUGGUGAAUGUGCAUGUUUCUUGCUGCCUGGACACACGUGGAUGAGGUGAGAAAUGUGUGAGAUUUAAAUACAGGUAAAAAUAUACUGUAUUCUUUAGGGCACCUUUUCAGUUUAUUAUAAAAAAAAAAAGAACUGUGCCUUCACCAGGAAUGUAAUUCUCCACUUUGAAUAUAAAAGCUGAUAUUUCUUUUAUCAUGAUGGUGAUUGCUGUUACAGACAGACAGACUGUAUUGCUGUGCAUUUAAGGUUUUCCACUCGAAUGUCAGUUUUAUGUGAAUAAUAAACCUGUGUCCAAGUGUACGUUGUAUAUAUGAUGCUGCACAUUACAGAGGUAUAGCGUUCUUUUGGUACUCUACUGUACAGUAUUAGCAAUAGUAAGAUGCUCUGGAAUAGACCUGAUGUAAUUAUGCAUAGUUCUUGUAAUGAACCUUUUUUUUAAAUAAACAUUGCUUGCCAUAGA
Messenger RNA from Anguilla rostrata (American eel), 8015 nucleotides. Its product is annotated as SLIT-ROBO Rho GTPase-activating protein 2-like. The record is from RefSeq and is a predicted model, not a curated record. Gene Ontology annotation, cellular component: cytoplasm. The transcript has 23 exons. Gene Ontology annotation, molecular function: protein binding. Lineage: Eukaryota; Metazoa; Chordata; Actinopteri; Anguilliformes; Anguillidae. Bases 580 to 3894 code for a protein of 1104 amino acids. Gene Ontology annotation, biological process: negative regulation of cell migration; signal transduction.